CCUGGAAACAACGAGGACAAGGCGACGUUAAGGUCCAAUAUAAGUAAGGAUUUGAAAAAAUAUAAAGAUAAAUCACAUCAAUUGGUUAUAUUUACGAAAGAAGAAGUAAAACAAAAGAAGAAUGAAAUAGCUAUGUCGGAUGAAUAUGAAAAAUUGACAUCAGAUCCAUUAAAGGAAAUACAGAAUAAUUUAGUGAAAAUAAUCAAGAAACAUAAACAGUACUUUUCGAGUCAACAGAUAAUUGACAGACCGUCAUACAGCAUCAAGGAUACAGAUGAAUUAAUUAAUGGAUUACUGAAAGAGUUUUUUCGCCAAAAAGAUGGAAUAUCAAUGGGAUCAGUGAUUGGACCUAAACUAGCAGAGAUUUGCAUGAAACCAAUUGAUGACAGUAUAUCACAAAUACCAGGUAUUGAUUUUUAUGCCCGAUAUGUGGAUGACAUAUUAAUUAUCUUUGAUUCUUGUGUAGUAACACCUCGUGAAAUAGAAGAUUAUGCGAAUACCUUAAAACCCAAUAUAAAGUUUACUAGUGAAAUAGAACAAAACCAGGAAAUAAACUAUUUGGAUGUGACUAUUAAACGUGAGAAAACGCAACUACUGUUCCGUAAGUACGAAAAACUGUGUAAUACAGAAAAAACAAUUAGUUAUAAAUCUUAUUGCCCUAUAGAAACUAAGAAAAACGUUUUUUCCAUGGAAUUGAGGAAAAUAUUAAACAGAACAACACUCCAGGAAGAUAUAGAUAAAGAAAUUAAACAAUUAUUUAGAAAAUAUUUAAUGAAUGAUUAUCCAAAGAACAAAAUUUUUGCCAAGCAGGAAAAUAAAAUGUCAAAUAUCAUUAAUAUUAUCAAUACCAAAGGUCAGAAAACAGUAAGAAAUCAGCUUGAUGUCGCAGGAGUGGUGUACAAGAUAUCAUGUGAUUGCUUACAAGCGAAAUCAUAUGUUGGAGAAACAGGACGGAAACUCGAGAUACGCCUAAAAGAACAUGAGGCGGCGAUUCGUUUAAAAAGACAAGAGUCACCAUGGUAUCAACAUUGUGUUACUUAUAACUGUAAAAUUAAUAGAAGUUCGAUAAAAAUAUUGUAUAAAAUGGAAAAUUUGUUUAAAAGACGCGUGGUAGAACAUUUAUGUAUAAUAGAAUAUGCAAAUUUACUAAAUCAGAAUGUCGGUCUAAACGUUGAUGCAUGCUGGGAAAAGUUCCUUUGUAUAAAAGGGAACAGGUGUCUAGUUGUUUGAUUAUCCACUGAAGAGGCUGUAACGGCGAAAUGCAUUUGGAAAACAAUUUGAAAUUUACGAAAAUAAAAGAAUUAACCCUGGUUAAAGUAAUGUAUCUUUGUUGAUUUACUGUUUGUCUGCUAAUGCAAAUUGCUCGAAGUCGGUUUUUGAAAGAGUGUCUUAAUUUACUCGUCUUUUAUUUUUAAAAAUUAUAUUUUUAGAAAUUUUACCGAUCUCAUUGUUUUA
Centruroides sculpturatus (bark scorpion) is the source of this 1455-nucleotide messenger RNA. RefSeq lists its product as uncharacterized. NCBI's taxonomy places the organism in Eukaryota, Metazoa, Arthropoda, Arachnida, Scorpiones, Buthidae. The record is from RefSeq and is a predicted model, not a curated record. The transcript has 5 exons. The coding region runs from base 133 to 1230 and encodes 365 amino acids.